AUGGCGCAGCAUCCACUCCGCAAAGCGCUCACCAUCUCGGCUCUCCACGAAGCCGCUGCCGCUCAGGAUCAGCGGUCUGCCGCUCAAGACGGUCAGGCUGCCCCUUCUACAGCCACUGCUUCUACCUUCUCCCGCUUGUCGAGCCUCUUGACUCUGUCCAAUCCCCCCACGCCAACGACGCCAAACCAUCCACGACCACGUCAAGCUAGUCAGCCGCCUCCCGCGCCUGCUCAAGAGGGCCAACGUGACCGCGUACAUUCAGGCAAACGCACAGCGACGACAGGUUUCGAGCCGCUCGCGCCGCCCGUCGAGCCAAGCUCGCUGGCGAUCCUUCUCAACGACGAGGCCACACUCAUUUCCCCUGUACGUCAACAUGGCCAAGAGUCUGCCGCGUCUGCCUCGCUCUUAUCUGCAGCGGCGAGGCGACAGUCAACACCCAGACUCGACUUGCCGAAUCCGUCGCGACCCUCAUUGUCGCCGCUUGCCUCACCUUCGCUUGAUGCAUCAUCGUCUGCCGUCUUCUCGACAUCUCCCAGCUCGGAGUCUCUGCUACAGAAAGGACGCAAAUCGCCCGGCAUGGCGAUUCCGCGGACAUCUGAUGCGCGCUCACCUCAACGUUCUCCGAGCAAGCUGUCGCGACGCCGAGGAUCGUACUCUGGAGAUGACCUCACGCCGGGCGCAAACUCUCCCGUGGCCGUGGAGUCUUCGCCGGUGAUCUCGCCCUACCAACGCCAGCUGAAUCACCGGCAACGGCUCAGAGAGAGCUCAGCAUCUCUACGAACAUCCUACCAAGUCUCACAGGGCUCACGAGCGGCAGGCGGCGCUUUGGCCUCGCUCAUCGGUAUCGCACAAUCGCCCGAGGUAGACUCGGGUCUCCUGGCCGUCGUCGGUCGGACUGUGCUCAAGAUCUUGCACGUCUCGCAUUCGCGCUCGAUGCCCUCAGAAGCAUCGAAUCCAAAGGUGACGAUGAGUUCAGAUGUGCAACGCGGCAGCAAGCUGGGAAAAGGCUACAUCAUGACCGACAUCCAGUGGGGCUUUGCGGAUACGGCUCACAAGCUUGCAACACCUUGCUCAAACGGCAAUGUCCUUAUUUGGGAUCUAUCACGAGAGGGACCCAAACUCGAUCAGACAAAGGUCAAGCAUGACCGUGCUGUCAAUCGUGUUGCCUUUGGCGGUCAGUCCGGUGGCUGGCUGCUCUCUGCCGGACAAGAUGGCCAGAUCAAGCUGUGGGAUGCACGAACAGCCGGCGGAGCGAUUGGCGUGCUCUCGACGCCCUCUGAUCCUGUCCGAGAUGUCAGCUUCACACCGAAUGCUCUGCAUACACACUUUGCCAUUGCUUCUUGCACAGAAAGCGGAAUGAUCUAUCGAUGGGAUCUCCGAGCACAGCUCUCGCCAACCGACAAAGUGCAAGGUCAUGUAGGAGGCGCGAUAUGUAUGACUUGGAAGCCUCCAGAUUCGACGUCGAGCUUGUCCGGCGGCUGGCUUGCGACCGGAGGAAUCGACAAGAGUGUCAAGAUAUGGGAUCUAUCGCGUCCAUCACUGUCUUCUGGGCCACUAAGGACGCUGUAUACCGCUCGACCGACACAUUCACUGACGUGGAGACCAGAAUCGAUCUAUGAACUGGCGGCAACGCCUGCGGACGGAGUCUCGAUGUCUACAGAAGCACUUGCUUACGGUCCCGAGUUAGAUAUCUCCAAGACGGCGUGGCAGCCUGAUAUCGAAGUCUGGGACAUCAGACGACCUCAUCUGCCAAAGUAUCAGUUCAGCACAGGUCAAGGCCCUUCCGUCGGCGCACUGUUCCCCUCGCGAGAAGCAAUAUGGAGCGCGCAUCGAUCGUCGUCUUUCGUUCAGCUUGACAUUCAACGCGACGCGCAGUCGCCUGCAAGCUAUCUGACGGCACCAGCAGUGGCUCGCGGCCCCUUUGGUGACUUUGCAUUAAGUCUUCGAUCCGGUGCUCCUGCGCCUGAUGCGUUUGAGCUGGAUGAAUUCGAUCACGCCGGACUACAAUCGGUCCACAAGGACAGCGCGUCGGCGUCUGGGCAAAGCACGGCCUUUGUAAAGGAUCUGAGCAUGGGCUUCGACGUCGCACGCUUCUCAUCCCUCGCUACAGGUCUUUCCCUACUCGGGGACUCGCCUGCAGAGCUGGCCAAAGCAAAUGCGAAGCUCGCAGCCUCGCUCGGUCUGCACAAUCUGUCGCGUUUAUUCCUCUGUGUCACAGUCUGGCUUCGGAUGAUGGCCGAAAGCGUCGAGCGUGACGAGGCUGAGCCGAACGCGGCGCUGGAACAGCUCGAGUCGGAAUCGAGCUCGAGUCGCGUCAGGCGCUCAAUAAGUAGACAUGGCGCCAAUCGACGUGACUCCCGUAGCAGACCAAGAUCACAUCUUGCGGAUUUUCAAGAGGCAGAGGAGAACACAUCGGAAGCGGAGAGCGACCGGCAUGCUUUGGCAUCCAUCUCAGCUCAAUCUGAUCUGCCAGAGUCUGAUUCGGAGAGCGAGCAACGCUCCUUCGCACCGCCAGGCCGUAUGACCGCUCGGGGCAAGCUUCGCAGCCCGCCCUCGACCGCAAGUACGCCGACGAAUGCCAGGCAGUCGCUGCCAAGCCUCGCUGCUCUUGGUAGCGCUGUCCGAGCAUCUUCGCGACCAGCUUCGAAAGCGGAUAUAGACGGCGACAGCUCAGAUUCGGCAUCAGACGAGGAGCGCUUCCGAUUCAGCGGCAAAGGAAGCGCAAUGCGAAGGCUGGCUUCUUCGCAGCUCAGCCAGCCUCGCUCGGGGCGACCGCGGACGCGACAUGGCUUCAGCUCGAGUGCGACGGUCCAGCGACUUGCCGAGUCGAGGCACACCCAUGCAUCCUCUCACGAUGGCAGUCAGCUACGAUUGUCAAUCUGGCGCGACAAGUCUACGAUGCCCUCGCUCUCGCCUGUCGAUGCAGCAGCAAGCAAUAAGGAGGACCUCCUUGCACUUGUCGAUGGCAUGCGGCAACAGCUGCAUGCCGCUGCGCUCAGUUUUGCAGAAGAGGGCGAUGUGCAGCUCGCGACGACGUUGAUAAGCAUGCUUUCGCCUGCAAUCUCCUUUGAGACCACAUUUCUCAGGAGGAUCUCAUUCAGCUAUCUCGGCUUGCUGCGCAAGCUCAAUUUACAUCUGACAGCAGCGGCGGUUAUAAAAUCCUCGCGGCUCGACGCUGUGCGAGAGACAGCACAAGUGUCCACAAUGCUACAUAUGGCUUGCGGCCGCUGUCAGAAAGCGCUUGCCCAGCCCCCUUACGGCAUCUGUCGUCGUUGCCGCCAGGGCUCCGGGUUGAUGCAUUGCUCCAUCUGCGAGCUGCCUAUGACGGGCGUGAUCACUCUGUGCGCCACUUGCGGUCACGGCUCGCAUGCGACGUGCAUCGUUGCCUAUCUCAGCGAUCUGUCGGCAGCUUUCCUUCAGUCUAAACGGCCAGAGGCUGUCGACGCCAGCCUCAAUCCAGUCAUGGCAGCUCUGCUAGAUAGCAAGGAGCCCAUGCCGCUCAACUAUGCUGAGCGCGAGGAGCAGGCCGACUUGCUCGCCACUUGUCCUUCGGGUUGCGGUCAUACGCCUUGCUUGCCGCGCACCGCAUGGACACAUCUAGUCUCUUAUUUGCACGGCGCAGUAGUCUAG
This is a messenger RNA of Mixia osmundae IAM 14324, 3630 nucleotides long. RefSeq lists its product as uncharacterized. Gene Ontology annotation, molecular function: protein binding. The transcript is spliced from 4 exons. NCBI's taxonomy places the organism in Eukaryota, Fungi, Basidiomycota, Mixiomycetes, Mixiales, Mixiaceae. Gene Ontology annotation, biological process: positive regulation of TOR signaling. The record is from RefSeq and is a predicted model, not a curated record. The coding region runs from base 1 to 3630 and encodes 1209 amino acids.